This is a messenger RNA of Ilex paraguariensis (yerba mate), 3361 nucleotides long. Lineage: Eukaryota; Viridiplantae; Streptophyta; Magnoliopsida; Aquifoliales; Aquifoliaceae. The record is from the annotation of a GenBank genome assembly.
AGGAGAGAGACAGAGAGAGACACGCACACACACACACACACAGAAAUCUGCAAUGUUGAGUUCUUCUACUUAUUCAGCAAACUGACGAAGAAAAGGGUAGAAGGCUUGCUAUCUAUUGUUCUCUUUUGCUUUCAUUCUCUCUUCACUCUCCCCUGAGAACUGUCUAAUCUCCCCUCUCUCUCUCUCUCUUGGUGUUACUUCUGCGAGUGCUCUUUCUGUGAAAUCUAUGGACCGAAAAUUAGGAAUUUGCUUCAACAUAACCUGAUGUGUGCUCUGAUUUCUUGAAUUUCCGCUUAUUUUGAAUCUUCCAAAAAGUGCAGAUUUAGGGUUUUAAAAUUUUAUAUUUGGCUGCGGUAGCACAUUCUGGGCAUUGAACUGGGAAUGUUGGGUGAAGAGGAUACCUCCUCUGGCAGUAGUGGUGAUGGUACUGGUAACGGUGGUUCUCGGCGCCCGUGCCAGCUUUCCAACACCCAGAGAACAUUUUGGCGUUCAGCGUCGUGGUCUUCUUCAAGAACUACAUUGCCGCCCCUUAACCCUGACAAUGACAGAGAUAGUGUAGAACCAAAUGGGAAUAAUGGGGGGCACAGUAGGCGAUUUCCUGCCCCACUAACUCCUAGAUCACAAUCUAAGGCUCGGUCAUGUUUGCCGCCACUACAACCAUUGGCGAUUGCUCGCCGGAGUUUAGAUGAUUGGCCAAAAGCAGGGUCUGAUGACAUUGGGGAAUGGCCCCUUCCUAGUACUCCUAGUGGGAGGGAUUUGAACAAUGGUGGUGAAAGAUUGAAGCUUGAUUUGUCUAAUAUUCAGAGGAAUCCAGAUAAGAAUGGUGGCCUUGUUAAGAGAGAGAAGAUUGCUUUCUUUGAUAAGGAGUGUUCCAAGGUUGCCGAACACAUCUAUCUUGGUGGGGACGUAGUUGCAAGAGAUAGGAGUAUGCUCAAACAGCAUAGGAUUACACAUAUUCUUAAUUGUGUAGGUUUUGUCUGUCCAGAGUAUUUCAAGGCAGAUUUUGUGUACAGGACUUUGUGGUUGCAGGAUAGUCCCUCAGAAGAUAUCACUAGUAUAUUGUAUGAUGUGUUUGACUACUUUGAAGAUGUUAGGGAGCAGGAUGGAAGAGUUUUUGUUCAUUGUUGUCAAGGCGUUUCUAGGUCCACGUCACUGGUAAUUGCUUAUCUUAUGUGGAGAGAAGGGCAGAGCUUUGAUGAUGCAUUUCAGUUUGUGAAGGCUGCAAGAGGCAUUGCUGAUCCCAAUAUGGGUUUUGCAUGUCAGCUGUUGCAGUGCCAGAAAAGGGUGCAUGCUUUUCCUUUAAGCCCCAGUUCAUUACUGAGGAUGUAUAGAAUGGCUCCACACUCUCCCUAUGAUCCUCUGCAUCUUGUUCCAAAAAUGUUAAAUGAUCCUUCCCCUUCUGCUCUGGAUUCCAGAGGUGCAUUUAUUAUCCAUAUACCUUCUGCCAUUUAUGUUUGGAUUGGUAAAAAAUGUGAUGCCAUCAUGGAAAGGGAUGCCAGGGGAGCUGUUUGCCAGAUCGUUCGGUAUGAGAAAGUGCAGGGUCCGAUAGUUCUGAUCGCGGAAGGGGAAGAACCAUCAUACUUUUGGGAUGCUUUUUCUAAUCUUCUACCUCUGAUGGACAAAUCUAGUGAUGGAGUUGAUGUUGUUGCCUCAUCAAUUAAGACCUGUCCUGAUGAGAGAAAAGUGGAUUUAUACAAUGUUGAUUUUGAGAUUUUCCAAAAAGCAAUUCUGGGAGGUUUUGUGCCACCAUUGGCAUCAUCUGGAGCUGAAGAAACCCUCCUGCCUGCAAGAGAAAGCAAUUGGAGUGUGCUGAGGCGGAAGUUUGCUUCUAGCAAUAUGAAGGAGUUUGUCUCUGCUUCAAAGUUGGGUGUUUCUAGAGUCUACCUGGAUUCCAAGUUCACAGUAUGUUUAGAUAAUUCUCUGUCUAAACCCCCUUAUUCUUUAACAAAUUCUUUGUCAUCAGCAUCUUCAUCAUCAUCAUCGUCACCGUCGUCAGUAUCUUUGCUUUCAUCAGUAUCAUCAUUGUCUUCAUCUUCCUCACCUCCUUAUCUCUCUCCUGAUUCCAUCUCCUCUGAUUCAAGCAUCGGUUCAAAGUACUUCUCAGAUUCCCCUGCAGCAUCUCCUUCAGCGGCAUCAUGUUAUGAUCCAUUAUCAGCAACUGUUUCUAGCUUUUCUAGUAUGUCCCUUCUCUCUUCGAAAAUUUCUCCUCAGUCAAUAUCUAAGACUUCAAGGUUUAUAGAUGUCAAUUUUACAUCACGUUCUUGUUCUCAGUCAGCAUCCACAGAGUCUAAAAGAGUUCUUCUUUCUAUUGCUGAACGGAGAGGUAGCAUGUCAAAGUGUCUUAAACUGCCAUUGUUGACAGAUGACUUCCGGGUGAAAGAUGCCCCCUCAAGUUAUGUUGCCAGUGAACUAGAUGGUGUUGGCAUUGAAAAUAAUACUUAUUCAUUAAGUGAAACACAUAAUACAAAAGAUCGUUUAGAGUUGAAAGUGGAGGGAUGUUCAAAGGAAGAAAGCAAGUUGUGGGCCUCUUCUGGUAGGUUAGCUAGUGUUGAUUCAUGUCCUCGAAAAUCUGCUUUUCUCAAAACUUCAGAUGACCAAUGGAGAAACGAUCAGCCGACUGCCUUGAAUGGAAUGGUGGAUUGUCGUGCAGCAUGUGGCUACAAAGAGCAACUGACAGUACGUCGGUGGCCUACUUUGGAAAAGGUUGCAACUUUUGGUCCGCAUGAUUUGGAUUCCAAAUGCGUGUUCAUUUUCAUCAGUCCAUCUCCAGAUAUAGGCAAAGAUGAUGAUAGGGUUCUUUACUUUUGGGUAGGAGGAUCUUUCAGUUGUGACAAAUCCAAGAUUUACUUACAGAGCAGCAAAGACACAGGUGAUAUAGAAGAGUUUGACUGGAAUCAAGCUAGUUCGGAUGUUCUUGCUCAAUUGGACCUUCCAGAGGACACUAACAUUAUGAUUGUCAAGGAAGAUGAAGAACCUGAGGAAUUUCAUAAAUUGCUGAGUGCUUUGUAUCGCUAACACAAUGGACAAUAUCUUCUCCAAUCUUGGUAGCUGAAAUCUCUUUCCCAAUUUUUCAACUUGCAUAACUUGUACACAAAUUGGUCAGGCAUUCCAGGAAACUUUUCCUGGCAAUUUUAUGAAGGAGGCUGCUUUGGGAGCUGUCGGCCGCGGUUCAAAUGGUUGUACAGCAUUGUGACACCCUCAUAUCCUUAACGAUUGGUCUGACUGACCAAGUCUAUUUGUAUAUUAGCUAUAAUCGAUUACAAACUGAUUUAGUGACAAUUCCUAACAAAUAUGAUACAUUGAAAGUUCCCUUCCCCUUGUGUGACUUGUGCAUGUUUGAUGAAUGGAAAUUAGUAUCACA